Messenger RNA from Neoarius graeffei (lesser salmon catfish), 1014 nucleotides. It is a transcript of the gene gipc3, whose product is annotated as GIPC PDZ domain containing family, member 3. Bases 13 to 1014 code for a protein of 333 amino acids. Gene Ontology annotation, molecular function: protein binding. Lineage: Eukaryota; Metazoa; Chordata; Actinopteri; Siluriformes; Ariidae. The record is from RefSeq and is a predicted model, not a curated record. The transcript has 6 exons.
ACGCCAAACAGCAUGCAGAAGGGCUCAGGGAAAAAGUGUGAAGAAGGAGUGAUGCAGGACGGAGACACCAUGAGCCCACAAACGCAGGACUCCAAGAGCUCGACCGGGGAGGAGGAAAGCAGUGUGGUGCCUUCUGCACCACCAUUACCUACUUCACCCCCUUCUCCACCGUGCCAGAGACCGAAAUUGAUAUUUCACACUCAGCUUGCUCAUGGAAGUCCUACAGGCCGCAUUCAUGGCUUCACCAAUGUAAAAGAGCUUUAUGCCAAGAUAGCAGAGGUUUUCAACAUUUCUCCUGCUGAGAUCCUCUUCUGCACUUUAAACUCACACAAAGUGGACAUGCAGAAGCUGUUGGGGGGGCAGAUUGGCCUUGAGGACUUCAUCUUUGCUCACGUCCGAGGAGAAACCAAAGAGGUGGAGGUCACUAAAACAGAGGAUGCCCUUGGCCUGACCAUCACUGAUAAUGGUGCAGGAUAUGCUUUCAUUAAGAGGAUAAAAGAGGGCAGCACCAUCGACCGGCUGAAAAAUGUGUGUGUUGGUGAUCACAUCGAGGCCAUUAAUGACCAGAGCAUUGUGGGAUGUCGUCAUUAUGAAGUGGCCAAGAUGCUGAAGGAGCAGCCGCGAGGAGAACCGUUCACUCUCAGACUGGUGGGACCCAAGAAAGCGUUUGACAUGAUUGGUCAGAGGACACGAGCACCUAAAUCCAGCGAAGGCAAAAUGGUCAGUGGGAAAGAAACUCUGCGUCUGCGCUCAAAAGGAAUGGCGACUGUUCAGGAAGUGCCCAGUGAGUUUGAAGAGAAGGCCAUGAAGAAGGUUGAUGAUCUUCUGGAGAGCUACAUGGGCAUACGGGAUCCUGAACUUGCAACCACCAUUGUAGAAGCCGCCAAAGACAAACAAAAUCCAGGCGAUUUCGCAGAGGCUUUAGACUCAGUCCUGGGGGAUUUUGCCUUCCCUGAUGUCUUUCUGUUUGACAUCUGGGGAGCUCUAGGGGAUGUAAAAAAUGGCAGAGUUUAG